UAGAAGAAUGUGCUGGACACAUUCCAGCAACUACAAAAUUCUGAGGAACAGGACCAAGUAUUACUGGACCUUGGCUGGAUGCUUCCUCUUCACGUCGGCCAUCGUGAUUCUUUACGGAUCUCGACAGGUAAUGAUAGAACUGUACCAACAACAUCAACAUUUGUCUGUCGAAGGAUAUCCGGAGACAAUCGGAUGUGGUUGCGACGGACUUGCCGGAUCAACAAAUGCCAGUCAAAUCCAUCAAUCGACUUGUAGCUUAGAGGCUGACAGGCGAGGAUUCAAUCAAUCAGUGGUUAGUUACACGUUGUUCGGUCAGCCGGAUCAAGAUGAACACGUCCGGAAACGUUACUUUGCUUCCAUCGAAGCUAAAGCCAUCCGCAUCAAACAUUAUUAUCCCGGCUGGAUCAUGCGGGUGUAUCACAAUCUAUCCCGAGAUGACGAGCUCAGGUACCUGUGCCCAUUGCGUUGCAAUGAUGGGCAUCCGCACGAGGUCGAUCUCUGUCAUGUCGACAGCAUCCGCACGAAAGAAAUCACGUCCGCUCUUAUUCAAAGACUCAAUCCUCGAAUGUGGAGGUUUCUAGUGAUGCUCGAUCCAAUGGUGGAUCGUUUCAUGUCACGUGAUGUCGACAGUGAAAUUAUCCCGCGUGAAGUGGCGGCUGUCAAACAAUGGCUACAAUCGAAUUACACGUUCCACGUCAUGAGGGAUCAUCCCAGUCACGGUGGAUUUAUGUUAGCUGGACUUUGGGGCGCCAAGAACGUCCAGCGACGAGACCUCAUCCAGCGGCUGGGUCGAGCCAUGAUCUGGACCAGCCAGAACGACGAUUAUCAAACAGAUCAAAAUCGAUUGGAUUUCUUUGUCUGGCCAUUUGCCACCUUUGAUGUGAUGGCUCACGAUGCUUACUUUUGCAAUCACUGGGCUCUCAAAUUGGCCCAUGUUGUGCCGAGUUUUCCGUUCCCUACACGCAGGAUCGGUCAUAAUUUCACUGGGCUGGACGUCGUCCGGAAAGACAUUGCCGAUCACAUCGUCACUUGUCCGUAUGAAUGCCGUCCAGUGGAUCACAAAGACUGGCUUUUGUGUUGAGA
Molecule: messenger RNA, 1083 nt
Organism: Daphnia carinata
Lineage: Eukaryota; Metazoa; Arthropoda; Branchiopoda; Diplostraca; Daphniidae
Exons: 2
Coding region: 8-1081 (357 amino acids)
Source: RefSeq, a predicted model, not a curated record